Schistosoma margrebowiei is the source of this 2953-nucleotide messenger RNA. The record is from the annotation of a GenBank genome assembly. Lineage: Eukaryota; Metazoa; Platyhelminthes; Trematoda; Strigeidida; Schistosomatidae.
UAGAGAAGCUCACUAACAACUACCACUCAAUCCAUGCUCUUAGUGAACCUCUAGCAAGUAAACUCAUUCGUUCAUGAUUCGCUACGUUCACUUCGCGAUUUAAUAAGAAAAAAGUACGACACAGUGAUAAGUGGAAAGUCGCUCAAUCAAUUCAGUUCGCUAACACUGACAGCUUAUUUCUUGUUCACACACAAUGAGCCCAAGUGUCCUGGUACGGCCAAGGGUGGGAAGAACCAGCUCUCACAUGGUCACUCGUAGGGAAACCCUGACUCAAACCAGUAGUGCACAUGGACUAUAGGAUAAUGAGAAAACAAAUGGUGUAUGAACCUAUUGUUGGUCACCAGAUAACAUCAAACUGCAUCGCUUAACGUUGCUCCACUACCUUCCAGGUUAAACCUUUAGGUCGAGGGCUCAGGGGUGGCCAUCGAAGAAAACCACCUGCUUCGGUUUGGGCACCCGAUCAGUAUCCCAUCCCUCAUACAAUUCGAAUGACGAAAUAUGGCGCAUAUAUACUUGAUGCCUCCUUGUACCAAUGUUCAUGUGUUUAAAUAAAUGAAAUAGAUCGCACGCAUUGAUCAUACAAUUAUUUACAUCUAAUUGGUUGAUCAUCUCACCACACCUAAACACGUUUAUUUUCGCUAUUACAGAUGUGAAUAUUUUUGAUUAUUACUCAUCAAUCACUGUUAGAACGUCUUUGCAUAUGAAUAUACUUAUGGCCAGUAAGCUAUGACUUAGGACCAGGCACAUAUAUGCAUUGGCCCAUACCACAUUAGCACAAGACGAACAUCGAAGCCAUAGUUGUUUGGUGGUAUUAUUGCUUAUAAGGAUAUAGAACAGGAAGGAAGAUGUAGUUGGCAGAAAGUUGUGAAGCGGUUUCAAUCUCACGGUGUAAGGCAUGACAAAGAGUGUAUACACGUACGCCAUUGUGAUCGAUUAUGAUACAUGACAUUCAGUCUCCAUCCAUUAGUUACGAUAGUCACGGGGACCGCAACUAAAUAGUCUGCAUCUCCCAUGAUGGCUAAGACUAGAACUUAGUGACUCGGAGCUCUGAUUUUACGUUUUGGUUCGAUCGCUUGUAACUUCCUCCUAACCAUCUAUAGUAGCCAGCAUCGCGCGUUGUGGCAAUCGGUGUUGAGCCAUACGCAACACGUGGUCCAACCAUUUUAGUCGUUGAAAAUUCACAACUUCGUCAACCGACUUAGCAUCACUCCCUUAUUCCCUGCAUCUAACUUCACUGUUACUUACUCGGUGGUCCCAGUAGAUGCCAGCAAUAUUUCUAAGACAUCUGUGGUCAAAUAUUAGUAGCUUAUGAAUAUCUUCAACUCUUAAUAGCCACGUUUGGCAGCCGUAAAGUAAAACAACGGUAUGCUGCGCAGUAUACUCAUCCCUUAAUUGAUAGACGGAGCUGAUUAUCUCACAAUUAUUACCAUUAUAUGCCAUCAUUAUCAUUUGCGUUUUUUCUUCUUAGUAAUACUCAACUAAAUACACAUUAUAACUCUACAUCAACAAACAAUUAACAUGUUAUAUUUCUUGACAUGUUUUUGAGUUCGAAUACUAUUUCUCGUAAAGCAGUAGUACGAUCUUUUGUGUUCAUUACUCAUAUUUUUCGUAAUGCCACUUAAUGUGCACAUUAUUUCUUAAAUCUGACUUUGGUUUUUCCGUUACCGAUUUGUAUCAACUCCUAGGACACACUAAUUAACUCACAAAUACACUGCUCCCCAUACAUUCCUCGUCUUCAUCUAACCAGCUGUUACAUUGACAAGUCACAUUCCUGUGGUUAGUAUAGGAUUUUUUUCUGAUAUACAUCGAUUUGAACUAUAUAUACCGUGUUUGGUAUUAAUUACUUGUUUCAAUUGUUCGUCACAUGAUCAAGACCAGAACACGCUAGACCUGAAAAUAAAGAUGUCAGCAGAAGAUUGUGAAAAUGAAUUACUUGCACUGGAAUCCAUUUAUGAAGAUAAGUAUCAACUUGUACAAACUACACCUAGACGAAAAAUAAAAGUAAAUCUAAAUGGUCAGUCAGAUGAUUCACUGUCAACUAAAGUUCGAUGUCAGCUUCUUUUUGAACUCACAAGCAACUAUCCAAAUAAACCACCUAAAUAUCAAAUACUUAAACCUGAAAAUCUUUCAGACGAAGAUAUUUCCGAUAUAAAUAUUAUAAUCAAUGAAGUAAUUGAACGAUCCCUAGGAUUUGUAAUGUUAUUUGAUAUAUUAACAGAAGUUCAAGAAAAAUUAGAUAGUAUCUGUGCAAAAAUCUUAAUUCGUCAGCGUAAUGAAGCUAAAGAAAAACGAAAAGCUAUACAACUAGAAGAAGAAGCGAAAUUCCGUGGUGAUAGAGUUACAGUGGAGUCAUUUCUAGAAUGGAAUACAAAAUUCCUUGCAGAAAUGGAAUCAUUAAAAGAAAAGUCAAUAUCUGAAGAUCAAAGUGCUGUUAAACGACUAACUGGACGUGAGCUAUUUUUGAAAGAUAAUCAUUAUGACGAUUCCGAUUUGACCUUCUUGGAAACUAAUGGUGGCGAAGUUGUAGAGAUUGAUGAACAUUUAUUUGUUGACAUUGGCGAUAUAGACCUGGAUGAUGAUAAUGAUGACGAUAAUAACCAAGUAGUUGUGACGGGAACAGCCUGAACGUAUUAUAUACUUUGUACAAAUUAAUUCACUCUAAAAGUAUCAUUGCUUUUAUUUUAACAAUUCUCUUCCGUUAUGUAAAGACAAAGAUAUAGACUUCUAUGACUAUGUAAAUUCUAAAAACUGUAACUUCCUGAUUUCACUAACCUGACACUACAUUUACUGUCAUGCAAAUUCGGCGACUGUAAAUUGUUAACUUGCAAAGCUUUAGUUUCGUGUUCUAAAACCUAGGGUAAUUAUUUAAAUAAAAGUAUACAACUUAUAAACCAAAGGCAAAUUCGUCCUCAUAGUUAAUAUUUUUUGGAAAUAAAUAUAUCUACUGUAUAAA